Molecule: messenger RNA, 1848 nt
Organism: Eimeria acervulina
Lineage: Eukaryota; Apicomplexa; Conoidasida; Eucoccidiorida; Eimeriidae
Exons: 1
Coding region: 1-1848 (615 amino acids)
Source: RefSeq, a predicted model, not a curated record
AUGCCAUCUGCUUUUAACGAAGUCGAUGGACUAAGCUUUUCUUUUGGGGAGCUCCAGCCAGUAUCGAGGAUCAACAAUGAGUUGCAGAGCCGUGCAUAUCCUCCGGGGAGCAUCUCCAUUGAGAGCGAUGCCGCUUCACCGGGUGAAACGGAGAGUUCUCUUUUUGUGUGGAACACAGCGACGGUCUCUACCUCCCCUUCACUUUCCUCAGUCACAUCAGCACGUCCUAAUUUUACUCCUGUGGAGCGUUUUCAUUUAUCUGAGGGCAGGCCGAGUCAUCAUUUUGGCGCAGAGGGUGCAUAUAAGAAGUAUGAAUCGCUUGGCGGCAAAAAGUUCAGUCGGCCCCACGCCGUGGCUAAGCCUGGCACCUAUUGGCUAGGCUUGGCGGCGUUAGCUUUGCUCGUUGCGUUAACUUCCGCACUAGAUCCUUUGAGGGCAAAGCUGUUUCGCGCGAGCUAUGAGUUGGCAAAGAGUGAUGCUUCUAUGCAGCUCUCUUGGGAUGAUGAAUUUCUUCCACGAUCGCCCAGACGACUACGAAUUCGGGCUUCACGAGCACCGGACGUGUCCAACCGCCUUCAGAACUCGUUUCAUACCAAAAGUGAAGAGGAAUCAUACCAUGGAUCCAGCAGUGGUGCCUUUGACCAGGACAGCUUGCUGUUCGAUGACAGCACCGGACAGCCAAACGAACGUGAGGCUUCGUUCGGCUCGGGAAGCUACGAUCCAUUUCUGGCAUUCUCGGAUGCCGGCUCCAACCAGGACACGCUGCAUCAAUUAGAGCCAAGAUAUGCCUCCAAAUAUGAAAGAUGGCGACGUACGGAUACGUUGGAGGCGAGCGAGGGCACGGUUCCGCAGUGGCGCCGUUAUUCGCCAGUGCCUUCGGCGUACUACGGAUCUUCUUCUGAGCCUGAUACUGACUACGCGGCGGAACGGGGGUCAGGAUACUCAACGCCCGUAACGGAUACCCUCACGGACGAUGCUCCCAGCAGUGGUACGGAUACUAGGCUGGAGUUGCGGAGACGUCGCUCGGGGAGCGACAGCAGCAGCAGCAACUCUGGAGGACAGAGGACUGGAUUUCGACAUUCACGGGUCGACCGAAGGCGCAUGAACACUUUGCAGCAUCGCCAGCGAACUUCUGUUACGCAGCGGAGUCAGCGCCGCGGCAGCCAGGUAGCCGAGGUGCCGUCGAAAGGGCACCGGAAACGAACCAAGAUUUCGAGACGAUCCAGGGUUGGUACAGUCCCUGCCGCAGACAGACAGACAGCACAUUCUGCCCCCAAAAGACGUUGGCAAAGAGAUCGCAGGUCCGGAAGAAACAGCGUAGGUAGGCGGUACCCUAGGGUGCCAUCGGCAAGCGUGGUUUCACAGGUGCAAACGCCUAAGAAGAACCGAUUCUUCUUACCUGAAAGUAAUGUCGCUUCAGGCGAUGCAAGCGGUGAAGACGACGAUUCGGACGAACAGGAGACAACUUCGACAUACACCCACACAGCUGUUCUCAGAAGCGCCACAAGGGCCCGGUUACAGAGUGUAGACAGCGCUUCGACCUCUUUGUCCGUCAGCAACAGCGACGACUCUUUCGAUGGCAUUCGCACCUCUUCUGCAACGUAUCAGCCCCCUCAGAGUGUACUCCUCCCGAGCUCAUAUACGACUGGACCAGGAGGAGACUUGGGAGUGGAGACUGCAACUAGACUGGUAGCGAGCAGGGUAUCGCCGGAUGCCUCUUUCAAUGUCACAAAAAAUCAGAAGGCAGGCUGCUCAGGCUCCACUAAUGCUUCUUUGCCAACGGAGGUGUUGCUUUACUUGGUGCGGCAAGCUCUGGAGGAGCUUGUGCUGUCAGAAAACGCCGAAUAG